Messenger RNA from Pelobates fuscus (common spadefoot toad), 3599 nucleotides. It is a transcript of the gene PAICS, whose product is annotated as phosphoribosylaminoimidazole carboxylase and phosphoribosylaminoimidazolesuccinocarboxamide synthase. Gene Ontology annotation, molecular function: phosphoribosylaminoimidazolesuccinocarboxamide synthase activity. Gene Ontology annotation, cellular component: cytosol. Gene Ontology annotation, biological process: 'de novo' IMP biosynthetic process. Lineage: Eukaryota; Metazoa; Chordata; Amphibia; Anura; Pelobatidae. The coding region runs from base 42 to 3542 and encodes 1166 amino acids. The record is from RefSeq and is a predicted model, not a curated record. The transcript has 18 exons.
AUAGCUUAAAUAUAGUGAAUCAUUUCCAGGUCACUUUGAACAUGGAGAGAGGUGCAGGGAGAUACUGGACUGAGGAUGAGAUUCGAGCUCUGUUAAGCGUUUGGUCUGAAAAGAGCAUUAAAAAACAGCUGCAUGGAACACUGAGAAACAAGGGGUUAUUCAUGUAUAUAGCUAAAAGAAUGCAGCAGUUAGGAGUAUUCCGGGACUGGAAGCAAUGCCGCGCAAAGUAUAAAAAUCUGAAAUAUGAAUAUAGAGCAAUAAAAUGUGGUACCAGCUUUGGAGAUGGAAGCAAGAUGCGAUUUUAUGAUGAGCUAGAUGCCAUACUGGGAUCAGAGACAGUUGCUGAAUUAGCAGAGAAUGAGGAGAGAAGCCCGAAUCUGGAAAGUGAGAUGCAUCUGGAUCCCAUCAAUCCUAGAGAUCAGGUGGAAGUCAUACCUGGAGACCUAACCCAAGGAGACAUUGAAAAUAGUCAUGUAAUGAUUCCAUCUAUAUCUAAUGAAGGAGGGAAACACUGGACUGACAGAGAAAUCCAAGCACUGAUAAAUAUCUGGUCUGACAAGAAUAUACGUUGGCAAUUAAAAGGCACUGUAAGGAACCAGGGAAUCUUCGAGCACAUAGCCAGCCUGCUCCACAAAGAAGGGAUAGACAGGGAUUGGAGGCAGUGCAGAACAAAGUAUAAAAACUUGAAGCACGAGUAUGUGGUUUUAAAAAAAGCGAAAGAAUCUGGAAAUAAAACAAAGACUAUGAAAUACUUUGACGAACUGGAUGUGAUACUGUGCAGCAAAUCUUCGGGACAUAGAAAGAGAUUAAACAUCACAGAUAUGCAAGCGUCUCGUACAUGGAACGAUUACUCUGCAACAAAUUCUUUAUCAGGAGUUGCUGAAUGUCAUGCUAAAGAACUCUACGUGGUUCCAGAUAGUGGUGAAAUGUCUGAAAAUAGCAAACAACCCUUAGAUUCAGGACCUACAAGGCUAUAUACGGAAGGAGGAAAGCACUGGACAACAGAGGAAGUCAAGGCUUUGAUAACAAUUUGGUAUGACCACGAUAUACGAAAACAGCUGGAAGGAACUGUGAGAAACAGAAGGAUAUUUGAACAUAUUGCCAGAUUGCUCCAGAAUUUAGGCAUAGAGAGGGACUGGAGACAGUGCCGGACCAAAUACAAAAACCUAAAGCAUGAGUACAUUGUGACCAAGAGAGCUCUGGAGUCAGGGUACGCAAACAAGACUAUGAAAUUCUUCUACAUAUUGGAUGACAUCCUGCAGAACAAGGUUUCAGAGCUACCAAGCCUGUCAGUCGCAGAUACAACAAAGAAUGUGUUCAACAGUGCGGUCUCGAACACAGAUAUGUUACAUAUUACAGAUCCCCAUACAGAAUCAGCUGAAGAAUCGUCCUUGGUUAAAGAAGAGCACAGAAGAAAAGAUUUAAAUGUGGAGAAUAAUUGUCCUGAGGAUGAAGAUUGUAGGAGUAAUAGCUCUGAUGUUAGUGGCAUUCAUCAUAUGAAGAAUGAGGUAGAUGGAAUUGGUGCUAAUUCCGAGUUACAGGAAGAAGCCGAAAAUGAUUUCAGGAUUAUCACUAUAAGCGAUACGGGUGUGGGACGGAACUGGAGUGACCAUGAAGUCCGAGCCUUAUUAAAUGUGUGGUCAGAUGAAAGGAUCUCUCGGCAUCUGGGAGGGACUUUUAGGAACAGAGAGCUUUUUGAAGAGAUCUCACAGAGAAUGAUGGAGUUUGGCGUCAACAGAGACUGGAAGCAGUGCAGGACAAAGUACAAGAACCUCAAGUAUGAAUACUACGGAAUGCUAAGGGAUGGAAGUCAUCUCAGUGAAAAGACCAUGAAGUUUUAUGAUGAAAUUGAUAGUAUAAUCCGAAGAAUGCCAAAGAAGUCCGUAGUUCAGGGGAGUGAACUACACAGUGCGGUUUCAAAUGGAAGAGUAGAGUCUUUUGAAAACCAUAACCAGCCACAAGAAACUGCAGCUAAAGAAACCAUAAAGAUAAAUGAAGACCAAGGGUAUGGCUUAUCACUCAAGAGAAAGGCUCCUUUAACAGAAUAUGCAAUAUCAGAUAAAAGGAGGAAUUCAGGACAUGAUGCAAUUGAAGCACAUUCGGGAUUUCCUGUCACACAGGUCAUAGGUGACAAGCAGGUAACAGAGAACCAUGUUACCCUGCAAGAUCUCUAUCAGCCUGUCAGAGGGAAUUCAUUACAGACUGCUCCCCAAUGCCAUCAAGACCUCAGCUGCCUGGGAGCUCGCUGCAGCCGUGACAUGAUGGAGUCCUCCUCCGCAGAACUGAGGCUUGGUAAGAAGAUCAAUGAAGGUAAAACUAAAGAGGUUCAUGAGUUGCUGGAUCACCCUGGCUGUGUUUUGAUGCUGUCAAAGGACCAAAUAACAGCAGGGAAUGCAGCCCGGAAGGAUCAUAUGGAAGGAAAGGCCUCCAUCGCAAACAAGACAACCAGCUGUGUCUUCAAAUUGCUGCAGGAAGCUGGUAUUAAAACUGCUUUUCUCAGGAAGUGCAGUGAGGCUGGAUUCAUUGCUACCCAUUGUGAAAUGAUUCCCAUUGAGUGGGUGUGCAGGAGAAUUGCUACAGGGUCAUUCCUGAAAAGAAAUCUUGGUGUCAAGGAGGGGUACAAGUUUUCGCCUCCCAAAGUUGAAAUGUUUUUUAAGGAUGAUGCAAAUAACGAUCCACAAUGGUCAGAGGAGCAAUUGAUAACCGCAAAGCUGAACUGUGCUGGACUUGUGAUUGGUCAAGCCGAGGUGGACAUCAUGAGCCAUUCCACAGUUGCCAUCUUUGAGAUUCUUGAGAGAGCUUGGUCAACACAGGAGUGUACUUUGGUUGAUAUGAAGAUUGAGUUUGGUGUUGAUGUGUCAAAAAAAGAAAUUGUUCUUGCUGAUGUCAUUGACAAUGAUUCCUGGCGACUGUGGCCAUCUGGAGACAAGACCCAACAAAAGGAUAAGCAAACUUAUCGUGACCUAAAGGAAAUCACUCCAGAGGCAAUGCAGAUGGUGAAAAGAAAUUUUGAGUGGGUGGCAGACAGAGUGGAGCUCUUGCUUGCGUCCAAAAGCCAAAGCAGGGUUGUGGUGUUAAUGGGGUCUAUUUCCGACCUUGCACAUUGUGAGAAAAUCAAGAAGUCCUGUGCAAACUAUGGUAUCCCAUGUGAGCUUAGGGUGACCUCUGCACACAAGGGCCCAGAUGAGACCCUCCGUAUUAAAUCGGAGUACGAAGGUGAUGGAAUUCCAACUGUGUUUGUUGCUGUGGCUGGUAGAAGCAAUGGGCUUGGGCCUGUUCUUUCUGGAAACUCUGCCUAUCCAGUUAUAAACUGUCCCCCACUUACUGCAGAUUGGGGUGCUCAGGAUGUUUGGUCUUCCCUCAGGAUGCCCAGUGGUCUUGGAUGCUCCACUGUGCUGUCUCCUGAAGCUGCCGCUCAGUUUGCUGCUCAAAUAUUUGGCUUAAACAACCAUCUGAUCUGGUCAAAGUUGCGUUCAUGCACUCUGAACACUUGGAUCUCUCUCAAACAGGCAGACUCAAAGCUGAGGGCAUGCAGCAUAUAAAAUCACUGCCUGUAACACCAUACUGUCAAUUCUCAUGAUUAAAACAAUUUUUCCUUA